AUGGAUCAAGCAAAUUUGUUUUGGACUGGGGGGACAACCGGGGGAAGAGCUGCAGAGGGAGCAGAGACCGUGAGAGAGUCAGAGGCCAGUAAAGGACCUGCAGCUGGACGGAACCACGACGAAACCAUGAUCUGCUCCCAGCUCUGUCCUGACACCCUCUGGGUCCCACUGCUCAGCCUCCUGCUCCUCUGCACCCCUGCUGCACACACAGCUAAAUGUCCACAGCAGUGCAUGUGUGACCAGAUCCAGCUCACUGUGACCUGCGUCAACAAGAACCUGACCCAAGUUCCUCCGACUGUUGACGAGAUCACGGUGAAAUUAGAUCUUCGAGGCAACGACAUCCAGGAACUUCCCACCGGGGCUUUCAAACACACGCCCUACCUGACUCACCUGUCGCUGCAGCGCUGUAACAUCCGCAGGGUGAAGGAGGGUGCUUUCCGAGGCCUCGGCCGCCUGGUCUUCCUCAACCUGGCCAACAACAACAUUGAGAUACUCUAUCAGGAGUCGUUUGACGGUCUGUCCUCACUGAAGCAGCUUAUGAUUGACCGUAACCGCGUGGAGGAGAUUCAGCCUGGAGCUUUCUCUCAGCUGGGCUUCCUCAACCUGCUCUCCAUCACACACAAUCAGCUGGUCUACAUCCCCAACCUGGCCUUCCAGGGCUUACAGAACAUCAAAUGGCUCCGUCUCAGCCACAACUCUCUAAACUACCUGGACACCGAGGCCUUCGCUGGUCUGUUCACACUCACCCGUCUCAGCCUGGACCACAACGAGCUGCAGUUCUUUCCCACUGAGACCAUGACCAGACUGCCAGAGGUAACCCGCCUGGAGCUGAGCUAUAACCCCAUGACUUACCUUGGGGAAGAGGUGGUGUCCAUGGCCAAGCUCACCCACCUGUUCCUGGACCACAUGUCCCUGCAGGACAUGGCCAACACAGCUGUUUUGAAAUCCCCCAGCCUCAAACACCUAGACAUCAGCUACAACCAGCUGCGGGUCAUCCAGCCCUUCUCUGAGGGUUCACCAAAGCUGGCACGCCUCAACCUGGCUGGGAACCCCAUCUACUGCAACUGCUACCUGCGUCCACUCAGGGAGUGGGCAAUUCGUAACAAGGUGAAGCUAAUGGGGACAUGUGGAGGACCAGCUCAUCUCUCUGGAGAAAACCUGGAAGCCGUCCACCCUCCGGAGCUGCGCUGCCAGAGCCAGGAGGCCAUGCUGAAGGCAGAGUUCGAGGAGGCAACCAGGAUCACACCCCCACCCACUGAGGAGCCAGAGAACAAAGUCAAGUGUCCUGCCAACUGUGUCUGCGAGGCUGAGACACACCACUCGUCAUGCGAAAACCGCAGUCACACCAAAGUUCCUCGUGGUUUCUCUCCCACCACACGCCUCCUCGACCUGCGCGGCAACCACUUCCACUACAUCCCUAGCAACAGCUUCCCCGGCGUCCCCCAGGUUGUGUCCUUGCACCUGCAGCGCUGCAAGAUUGUGGAGGUGGAAAGCGGGGCUUUCAGCGGGAUGAAGGGACUGAUCUACCUGUACCUGUCAGAGAAUGACCUCACUUCCCUCAGCCCUGAUGCCUUUAAAGGUCUCCCUCAACUGACUUACCUCCACCUGGAGAAAAACCGCUUCACCAGCUUCCCCAAAGGAGCCUUCAAACUGGUGCCCAGCCUGCUGGCACUUCACUUGGAGAACAACUCCAUCACCAAGCUGGAGCCAGGCAUCUUGAGCCGGGCAGAGGGUCUCAGAGCUCUCUACCUCACCGGGAACAGCAUCAAUCACGUGUCACCCAGGGCUCUGGACCACGCCAGUGACCUUGAUACACUUCACCUGGGAGGAAACAAGCUGAAAGAGGUGCCCACCGAAGCGCUGAGCAAGGCGGGGAACCUAAGGGACCUGAGGCUGUCUGGGAAUUCAAUUCGCUGGGUGGGGCCAAAUGCUUUUCAACCACUGGAGAGAUCACUGAAGGAGCUGUAUCUGGAUAACGUGGGACUGGAGAAGAUGUCACAGAACUCCCUGGCAGGCCUGGGUCCAGGGUUGAGAAGUCUCUUCCUGGAGGGCAACCAGCUGGAGGAGGUGCCUGACCUCCACCCUCUCACUUCUUUGGAGGUCAUCAACCUGGCUGAAAAUCCUCUGAUGUGUGACUGCCCCCUGCUGCCACUACGCUUGUGGAUUGAGAAAGUCAACCUGAAGGUACGAGCCACCUGCGCUAACCCCCCUGAGCUGAAGGGUCGCAGGGUCAAGGACGUCCACGUCUUCAAAGCCUGCCCCGGAGGAGAGAGCCUCCCCUCCAUUCCUACGCCAACCUCAAGAUCCGCUAAGGCACCAAAGGCAACCAAACCCAAACCAAUGCAUCUCAACGGCCUCAGGCAUGACAAAAUGCUCAAAGCCAAAUCCAAACUUCGCAAGAGUCCAAACACCAAACAGGCAGCAGCCAAGAAAGCCAAGAGACGCAGCAUGGCUUGA
Molecule: messenger RNA, 2457 nt
Organism: Toxotes jaculatrix (banded archerfish)
Lineage: Eukaryota; Metazoa; Chordata; Actinopteri; Toxotidae
Gene: chadlb
Product: chondroadherin-like b
Exons: 12
Coding region: 1-2457 (818 amino acids)
Cellular component (GO): extracellular matrix
Molecular function (GO): protein binding
Source: RefSeq, a predicted model, not a curated record